CUUACUGAUAAUGUAGGAAUAGGUUUUGAGGUGAUUACUGAUGAUCACUGAAGUGUUUGUUUUAUUCUGACACAGAUCUUAUCUUUCCAGCAUCCUCCCCAUAGGAGUAUGAUCUUGUGAUGGGACUGUGGUUCAACAAGUCAAUCCAAUGGCAGCCUCCAACUCCAGCAAUGCCCUGCAGUCCACAUUCUAUCUCACAGGCAUCCCUGGCUAUGAGGAAUUUCACCACUUGAUUUCCAUCCCAUUCUGUCUACUCUACCUUGCUGGAAUAAUGGGCAACUGUACCAUUUUGCACAUUAUCCGGACAGACCCCAGGCUCCAUGAGCCUAUGUACUACUUCCUUGCCAUGCUUUCCCUUACUGACAUGGGCAUGUCCAUGCCCACAAUGGUAUCAGUCUUCAGGGUGUUGUGGUCCAUUUCCAGAGAGAUACAGUUUAAUAUCUGUGUGGUCCAAAUGUUUUUCAUUCACACUUUCUCCUUCACUGAAUCAUCUGUGCUCUUGGCCAUGGCCCUUGAUCGGUAUGUGGCCAUCUGCCACCCUCUGCGAUAUGCCACCAUUCUUACGCCAAGACUCAUCACCAAGAUUGGAAUUGUAGCCCUGCUCAGGAGUGCCUUUGCCAUGAUUCCACUUCUGGCCCAGUUGGCCUACUUUCCUUUCUGCCGCUCCCACGUCCUUUCUCAUUCCUAUUGUCUGCACCAGGACAUGAUCCGCCUUGCCUGUGCUGACACCAAGUUUAAUGUUGUAUAUGGCUUGGUUCUGAUCACUGUGCUGUGGGGCAUGGACUCUCUGGGUAUUUUUGUGUCUUAUGUUUUCAUUCUUCAUUCAGUGUUGAGAAUUGCAUCCCAUGAAGGCAGACUUAAGGCUCUCAACACAUGUGCAUCUCACAUCUCUGCUGUACUCAUUCUAUAUGUACCCAUGAUUGGACUGUCUCUUGUCCAUCGUUUCGCCAAACACUCUUCUCCUCUCAUCCACAUCUUCAUGGCUCACAUCUAUUUAUUGAUUCCACCUGUGCUCAACCCAAUCAUCUACAGUGUGAAGACCAAGCAGAUCCGCCAGGGAGUCCUCCAUUUUCUUUUCCCCAAAAAACAUUAGUUGUACUGUGAGGCAGACAUGUCCUCAAGACAAUCAGUUUUAGUAAUGUAAACACUGAGUGGUUUGUCUGCCCUAGUGAUAUAUCUAGUAUGUUCACCUGAGAGUUUCCAGCAUGAGGCUACUGAAAGAGUAGAAAUAGAAGCAGUAUGAAGAGAUUUGAAGAAGAAAAUUUAAGUUCACAGGGACUAUACAGUAGACUUCACAUUGUGCUUUAUAAAACCACUUUCUUCAUGAAUAUUUUGAAGUAUGUUGAAUCAUUUCCAUUCAUUCUCUUCCAUUUGUAACCCUAACCCUUAUUUAAUGUCACUUCAUACAUGAAGUUUUUUUAUUGAAUAUACCAAAUCCGUAUUUCUUUAAUUUCUGAUGUUUUAUGAUAUUUGUCACUGAAUUUCAUACUGUCUUUUUUGUUACCUAAAUUUUGUUUUCGUAAAUAUGCUUAUUCUAUCUUUCUCAAAGUUAGAAAAAAUAUUUCAUCUUGGCAUGAUAGUAUAGUAAGUCUCAAAGCACAGGUUGGUUCUCAGCACUCAU
Molecule: messenger RNA, 1621 nt
Organism: Loxodonta africana (African savanna elephant)
Lineage: Eukaryota; Metazoa; Chordata; Mammalia; Proboscidea; Elephantidae
Product: olfactory receptor 51L1-like
Exons: 1
Coding region: 149-1093 (314 amino acids)
Biological process (GO): G protein-coupled receptor signaling pathway
Cellular component (GO): plasma membrane
Molecular function (GO): olfactory receptor activity; G protein-coupled receptor activity
Source: RefSeq, a predicted model, not a curated record